CGAACACUUUUCAUGCUAUCCAGUAGUCGCUCCAAAACUCGAGAUGCAACAGGCAUUAAAAUCAAUGAUUCCCCAUGGACUAUACCAGGCCAACCCUUUGAGGAAGUAGAUCCAACAUCCCGCAUUUGGGGGACCUGUCUGGCUGAAGGCUGGAAAUAUGAUAUGGAUAUCAUGGAAAACCAGAGGGGAGAAGUCAAUGUUCUCUUCGUUUUUGCAGGACUCUUCUCUGCAAUUGUCAGCGCGUUCAUUGCCCAAUCCUUUGCAAAUCUACAGCCAGACUAUCAGCAGUUGUCGGCAUAUUUGACGUUCGAUCAAAUCAAUAUUCAGCGCGCCAUUGCCAACGGCACUUCCCUUGACCGUAUCACCACAUCAGGCACUGACCCCAUGGCUCCCUUUACUCCGAAAACAUCGGAUUUAUGGAUAAACGGACUAUGGUUCACGAGUCUUACUCUCAGUCUUGCAACUGCGCUAUUUGCAAUUCUUGUCGAUGAGUGGUAUUAUCAUUAUCAGUCCUCUGUCGCCGGAAACCCCCAAGUUCGCUCUCGUACUCGGCAUUUACGUUAUGAUGGUCUUGUCAGUUGGCGUGUCGGCGCCUUUAUUCGCCUCCUACCACUCAUGCUGCAUCUUUCCCUCUUCUUAUUUUUCAUCGGCCUUGUGCUAUCUCUCCUACCUCAGCAGCAGAAAACCUCAAUUGUGGUAGGAAUCAUAUCCAUCAUAACCUUUAUCGUCUAUGUUGUGACAAACACCCUCCCAAUAAUAUACCCGGACUGUGCAUAUAAAACACCCCUAUCUUUGGUUGCAUAUGUCAUCACCACGUGGAUCCUUCAACAAUUCGUUGCGGUACUGAAGUCAAUUUCAUCACUGCAAAUCGAGUUUCGUCCUGGACUCAAAACAUUGCAAGAUUUUGAGAUGUACGGUGCAGAAAUAUCAUCUGCAAAAGGCGAGGUGGAUCAACUUCUUUGGCUCUACACGAGAGCAUCAACCUCUGCCAUGCGUCGUCUGGUCAUCCAAGCUCUUGCUGGAUUGCCUAUAAAGCAAGUAUUAUAUGC
Molecule: messenger RNA, 1049 nt
Organism: Desarmillaria tabescens
Lineage: Eukaryota; Fungi; Basidiomycota; Agaricomycetes; Agaricales; Physalacriaceae
Exons: 3
Source: RefSeq, a predicted model, not a curated record